CACUCAACACGUACUCCAAAACACACACAAUGGUGAACAACAGACGCAAAUUCAAGAAAACCCGAAACACCCCCAAAACCUGCUUCAUGGAGGAUUCUGAUCAUCAUUCGACUCAAUCUGGAGCAUUGGUUGGUUCCAGCGAUGACCUUUUAACCGAGAUCCUUCUCCGCCUCCCUGUUACCUCCAUCCUUCGCUUCAAAUCUGUGUCUAAACACUGGUGUUUGCUUUUGAGCGACAGACAUUUCACCCAAAGGUAUGAUAUUGAUAAUCAUUCAAAAUCUCCUGGCCUUUUUGGUUGCAAUACAUAUGUUCCGUAUGAUGUUGAUAACCCAAGUACUCCUCCUUUUAGUAGUCUUGGUUCCUACUUUAAUCGUCCGCGUGUCAGAAUCGUGCAAUCUUGUAAUGGGUUACUACUUUGCUCUACUCAUGGGCCCAAAGGAAGCAAAGCUGCUCCUAGGUAUUACGUAUUUAAUCCCACCACCAAACAAUUGGCACUCAUCCCACCAAUCCACGAAAGUCUUAAAGUUCGUAAAACAAUCCGUUUUAUGGGUCUGGCAUAUCAUCAAACAGAUUGUGUUCACUACAAAGUUGUUUGUAUUCGGUCUUUAGAGCCUGAUAGAGACUUGUUUAAGAUUCAAAUCUACUCGUCUGACACAAGGGAAUGGAAGAUUUCUAUCGAAACUUUCUCUGCGGGUAGCAACUUCUUUCAACAGGGGGUUUACUGGAAUGGAGCUGUUUAUUGGGUUACCAAGUAUCACAAAUACUUGUAUUUUAAACUUGAUGUUGAAAAGUUGCAAACGCUGCCCUUGCCGAUGAGGUAUAGAGAUCGUCUACAUUUAAUAGCAACGUACUUUGGAGAAUCUAGAGGUCGUCUACAUUUAAUAGCAUACAGUAAUCACCACGAUUAUAGACUACGCCUGAAUGUGUAUGAGAUGUUUAGCGGUCAUUCGAGUUGGUUUGUCAAGUAUCAAGUAGUUCUUAAUGCACUUCCUGGUGCUUUCCCAGAUAUCAUCUCUCGGUACGGUGUCAGUUAUGAUUUCAAAGUCAUUGAUCUGGUUAGAGGCGAAGAAGAAGAAGAUACAUUUGUGGUGCUGAAAAUUCGUGAAAACAUAAUAAAAUACAAUGUUCAUGACAAGAGUUUUAAACAUAUAUAUGGUCUACCCAGGCCCAGCUGCUUCCAUGAAAAUAGUUUCCAUCGUUACACCGAAACCUUAAGCUCUUUUUAAAAAACAAUUCGGUUUGUUUAUAUACAUCAUUAUUAACGUGUUUGAUGUGGUUAGAGGCGAAGAAGAAGAAGAAGAAGAUACAUUCCUUGUGCUGAAAACUCCCCAAAAGAUAUAUAGUUUUACAAGGUACUUCUAUGGAAUUUUCCGUCGUUACACUGAAACCUAGUUUUCUUUCUGAAAGACAAUUUGGUUUGUUUAUAUUACUAUCAGUAUUAGGGUUAGGGUGAUUGAAUGUGCACUUUUAGAAAAAUAAGUUUUUUUAUGAAAUUUAAAUCUGGUCUAUUGUUACUAGUAAUAUGCUCUUGUUUGUACAUGUAAA
Helianthus annuus (common sunflower) is the source of this 1545-nucleotide messenger RNA. RefSeq names its product F-box protein At5g07610. The transcript has a single exon. The coding region runs from base 30 to 1226 and encodes 398 amino acids. The record is from RefSeq and is a predicted model, not a curated record. Gene Ontology annotation, molecular function: protein binding. Lineage: Eukaryota; Viridiplantae; Streptophyta; Magnoliopsida; Asterales; Asteraceae.